UUACUGCCCCGCGGUUGCAAUUUGAAGACUCAGAGGGGCGGGACUCCUCGGAAACCGGAAGUAGCUCAUCUCCAGCGUUCGGAAUAAUUCCGAUGACUGUCCACAACCUAUACCUAUUUGACCGGAAUGGAGUGUGUCUACACUACAGCGAAUGGCACCGCAAGAAGCAAGCAGGGAUCCCCAAGGAGGAGGAGUUCAAGCUGAUGUACGGGAUGCUCUUCUCUAUCCGCUCGUUUGUCAGCAAGAUGUCCCCGCUAGACAUGAAGGACGGCUUCUUGGCCUUCCAAACUAGCCGUUACAAACUCCACUACUACGAGACACCCACUGGGAUCAAGGUUGUCAUGAAUACUGACUUGGGCGUGGGACCCAUCCGAGAUGUGCUCCACCACAUCUACAGUGCGCUGUACGUGGAACUGGUGGUGAAGAAUCCACUGUGCCCUCUGGGCCAAACUGUGCAAAGCGAGCUCUUCCGCUCCCGGCUAGACUCCUAUGUCCGCUCUCUGUCCUUCUUCUCUGCCCGAGCUGGCUGAAGAAUACUACCUCAUCCGUCAGAAGAAUUUGUGACUGCCUGGGGCCCUCCCUAACUUGCCCCCUCUGAGGAUACUAUAAGCCCCUCAACCAAACCCUCUCCUAGGGCAGCAGCCUAAAGCCUCCUCCUCCACCCCACCCCGGGAAUCCCUACAUUCCCAAAGCAGACCCGGUUUUAUCCCCCAGUUGACGCUUCAAGCAGCAGAAUACAGAAUAAACUUUUGUCAUCCUCA
This is a messenger RNA of Chinchilla lanigera (long-tailed chinchilla), 761 nucleotides long. It is a transcript of the gene Trappc1, whose product is annotated as trafficking protein particle complex 1. The transcript has 5 exons. Lineage: Eukaryota; Metazoa; Chordata; Mammalia; Rodentia; Chinchillidae. Bases 93 to 530 code for a protein of 145 amino acids. Gene Ontology annotation, biological process: endoplasmic reticulum to Golgi vesicle-mediated transport. Gene Ontology annotation, cellular component: TRAPP complex. The record is from RefSeq and is a predicted model, not a curated record.